AUGUCAAUAUCAACCCUAUCCCAGCUUGUGGACCAGCAUCGCCCAAACCUCCAGCCUUUGGAGGAACUCUACAAGCACCUACACCGGAACCCCGAACUUUCCAACCAGGAGGUUGAGACAGCAGCCACAAUCGCCAAAAGACUCAAGGAUAUUGGACCUGAUGAUCUGGUCAUCAAACAGCACAUUGGUGGCCACGGCCUCGCAGCUGUUCUCCGCAAUGGCGAAGGUCCAACUGUGCUUCUUCGCGCAGAUAUCGACGCUUUACCAGUGGAAGAGACCACCGGUCUCGAAUAUGCUAGCACCAAGCGCAUGGUCCACGCUGAAAGUGGCGUGGAGAAGCCAGUCAUGCACGCCUGUGGUCAUGAUAUGCACAUCGUCACUUUGCUAGGCGCAGCGGCUACACUCUUCUCAUCCCGGGACGCUUGGUCUGGGACUUUAGUGCUUGCUUUCCAACCUGCGGAAGAGCGAGGUACUGGCGCGCAAGCCAUGGUAGACGAUGGCCUGUAUACCAAGCAUGGAGUCCCUGUCCCCGAUUUUGUUCUAGGAGCUCAUGUUAGACCAUUGCGUACCGGCACGAUUGGUACACGUAGGGGACUUGUUGCUACCAGUGCGGACAACUUCAAAGUCACCAUUCACGGCAAAGGCUCCCACGCGAGUAUGCCGCAUACCGCGAUAGAUCCGAUUGCGAUUUCCGCCAAUGCCAUUCUCAAACUACAGACACUUGUUAGUCGAGAGGUCGAUCCAGCAGAGUCCAGUGUUGUCACCGUCACGAGUGUGCAUGCAGGCGAUGCGGAGAAUGUCAUCGCUGACUCGGCCGUUCUCGGAGUGGACACCCGAUCUACAACCAUCGCAACGCGCGAACGACUGCUGAAGCGUAUCAAAACCGUUAUUGAGGCAGAGUGCUCUUGCGCCAAUGUGAUCAAAAGUCCAGAGUUUGUUCAAACGAGAGCUUUUCCUCUGACCAUCAACGACGAAGCUGUAACCCAGAGAGUGGAGGACUCAUUUGCAGCACAUUUUGGCGAAGGGCCUGAGAAAUACGACAGGAACAUGCCAAGACUUGGAUUCAGCGAGGACUUUUCCAUUUUGGCAACGGCUGUGGAUAAACCAUAUUGUUUCUUUACUUACGGCUGUGUUGGUGAAGAGGCGUGGGAUAAGGCUGAGAAGGAGGGAACUAUUGCACAAACAAUUGCUGCGAAUCACUCGUCUAGGUUUGCACCAGUCAUCCAGCCGACACUUAGAACUGGACUAGAUGGGUAUGCGCUUGGGGCUUUGACAUUUCUGGCUAAGGGACAAUAA
Molecule: messenger RNA, 1296 nt
Organism: Fusarium sp. VM40
Lineage: Eukaryota; Fungi; Ascomycota; Sordariomycetes; Hypocreales; Nectriaceae
Source: the annotation of a GenBank genome assembly